AUGUCAUUUAGAAUCCAGGAGGGAGACAAGCAAAAAAAUGCAGCUGAAGAGACUGUAGAAAGGAGACUCUCUCAGGGUCUCAAAUUUGACUGCAGACGAUACCAAAAAGAUAAACGAGGCCAGUUAAACUGCCCUAGGAAAUAUGCACCAGUGUGUGGAACUGAUGGUCUUACAUAUGGCAACGAAUGUAUGCUGUGCAGCAAAAUCAUGUGUGGAAGUGCUGUAGAUCUGACACAUGAAGGAAGAUGUGAUGAAUGCAGUGAGUUUCUAGAGCCAGAGAAGGGCCACCCUCCAGUGUGCACAGCAGAUCAUGGGCCUGUUUGUGGCAGUGAUAAUGUGACAUACCCAAACAAGUGUGAUUUUUGUGCUGCCAAGAAGAAGAGUGGAGGAACCCUUGAGAUACAGAAAGAGGGAGAAUGUCCAAAAGAGCCAUACGUCUGCAGUGACCACUCAGAAACAGAGAAAUGCACUAAUGAAGACAACCCUGUCUGUUCUACCACAGCAGUGACGUAUGCUAACAAAUGCCUCUUCUGUGUAGCAUGGAGGGCAAGUGAAGGUCAUUUAACCAUUAUUCAUGAUGGUGAAUGUGAGCUAAAGGACAAGUGCAGUGUAUUUCCAGAGCCAGAGAAGGAUGAACCUUUUAUGUGCACACUGAUAUAUAAUCCUGUUUGCGGCAGCGAUGAUGUGACAUAUACCAACUUAUGCUACUUCUGCAAUGCCAAAAGGGGAAGAGAAGGCAAUCUAACUGUUGUUCAUGAGGGUGAAUGUAAGCCAAAGAGUGAAUGUAGUGCAUUUCCAGAGCCAGAGAAGGAUGAACCUAUUAUAUGCACUAUGGAAUUUAGGCCUCUUUGUGGCAGUGAUGGUGAGACAUAUGACAACUUAUGCCUGUUUUGUGCUGCCAAAUGGAAACGUGGAGGUAAUUUAACCAUUAUUCAUGAGGGUGAAUGUGAGCCAAAGGAAACAUGA
Molecule: messenger RNA, 966 nt
Organism: Rhineura floridana
Lineage: Eukaryota; Metazoa; Chordata; Lepidosauria; Squamata; Rhineuridae
Product: ovomucoid-like
Exons: 12
Coding region: 1-966 (321 amino acids)
Molecular function (GO): serine-type endopeptidase inhibitor activity; protein binding
Source: RefSeq, a predicted model, not a curated record